AUGGCGCCCGGCCAGUCCUUCCAGAGCGCCUGGACGCAAUUCUUCCCUCCCAAGCCGGCAUUCACCGACAGAGAUGUUCCAUCCGAUCUGGGUGGAAAGGUCUACCUAGUCACGGGCGCAAACAGUGGCAUGGGCAAGGAGCUUGCCCGUGUGCUGUACGCCAAGCACGCAAAGGUCUACGUCGCCUGUCGUUCCGAGGAAAAAGCCACCAAGGCCAUCGCAGCCAUCAAGAAGGCCGCUCCAAAGUCAAGGGGCCAGCUCGUUUUCAUCUCGCUGGACCUGGCCGACUUGACCAAAGUCAAAGCAGCCGCCGAGAGCUUCCUCGCUCAGGAAUCUAAGCUGCACGUACUCUUCAACAAUGCCGGUGUCAUGGUUGGGCCAGCCGACCCGAUACCCAAGACAGUCCAGGGAUACGAACUGGCCUUGGGCGUCAACUGCGUCGGCACCUUUCUGCUCACCAAGCUCUUGACUCCGACGUUGGUCGCGACGGCCAAGACGGAGCCCGCCAACACGGUCCGCGUUGUGUGGCUUUCGUCGUUUGGACUCGGGCAGUUUGCCCCGCAGGACCGCGGCAUUGACAUGGAUAAUCUCGACUACCACGUCGAGAAACCGCAUGUGGACAGGUAUGGCAUCAGCAAGUGCGGCGACUGGUUGCUGGGCGUUGAGUUUGCGCGGCGGCACAAGAAGGACGGCAUUGUCAGCGUGCCUAUCAACCCGGGCAAUGUGCGGACCGCACUUGCGAGGGACCAGACCAUAGGGCUGAAGGUCGUUGCACACGCCAUUGUGUAUCCCAUUAUCAACGGGGUGUACACCCAGCUGUUUGCGGCAUUGGACGAAGGACUGGAAUUCGCUCCGCUUCGCCCGGAUCUGCCCAAGGCAACCAAGCCGGAGGAGGAAGGUGGGAAUGGGAAUACGCAGGCCUUUUGGAAUUGGAACGAGGAGCAGGUCAAAGCUUACCUCUGA
Molecule: messenger RNA, 963 nt
Organism: Canariomyces notabilis
Lineage: Eukaryota; Fungi; Ascomycota; Sordariomycetes; Sordariales; Chaetomiaceae
Product: NAD(P)-binding protein
Exons: 3
Coding region: 1-963 (320 amino acids)
Source: RefSeq, a predicted model, not a curated record